AUGAAUGUAGGUAUCUAUGUGUGUUUUAUCCUGGCUGCUUUGUCCAGUGGCUCCCUGAGUCUGCCUCCACAGUCAGUGAGAGCUGAGAGUACGGCUCACUUAACAAACAGCCUCCAUGCUCCGUCGUCCAGCCGAACACGCCAGGUCCGCUCGGCUCCAGCGCCACCAUCAGACCGGUUUGCCCACUACAGCCAGCUCCGUGAGAACGCAGAUGCUACCAACAGCCUGAGCCAGCUGCUGGCCAGACUCAUCCCCAGGAAAGGUUCUGGCUUCCAGAUCAGAUCCUCCCUCAGCAGCAGAGCCCUGGCCCCCAGCCACAGGAUAGAGGACAGAGAUUACCUCGGCUGGAUGGACUUUGGGAGACGCAGUGCAGAAGAGUAUGAAUAUUCCCCGUGAAGCCAGAGCCAGCUCUCACCACCCGGCCCCUGUCACGGCACCCCCAUCACCCCCAGUUAAACCAGCAGAAUAACGUUACAGCUUUUUUUUUUUUACUUUUACAACACACUUAAACAAGAAUCCUGUAUUGAGUUUAGCAUAAAAACGACAAAACUUACUUAAUAAAUGGGAAAGUAAUAGAUAUUUUAAUUCAGAUAAGAGACAUUAAGAAGCCUGAAAGCAGUAUUUUUCCAUCCGAUUACUUCAUUUGCUCUUUAAAAUAAAUCAUUUCAUUAAAAAGAGAGAAGCUCCAUCAUAUCUUAAA
Poecilia reticulata (guppy) is the source of this 700-nucleotide messenger RNA. It is a transcript of the gene ccka, whose product is annotated as cholecystokinin a. Lineage: Eukaryota; Metazoa; Chordata; Actinopteri; Cyprinodontiformes; Poeciliidae. Gene Ontology annotation, cellular component: extracellular region; axon. The record is from RefSeq and is a predicted model, not a curated record. Gene Ontology annotation, molecular function: neuropeptide hormone activity. Gene Ontology annotation, biological process: digestion.